CUAAAUGCUCCUACAUUGAGGAAGAAGAGCCAGGCUUUGGGAUUGGGCAGCGACCAGAUAGCGUAACAACCCCUCCUCCUCUCUGUAGAGAAUUGCGUUAAAACGAAAACGAAAAGGCCUGCGCUUUAUCUAAAUUACAGGCUUUUUUCCCUUUUACUCCAUAUAUAUUAAACGAGGACCCGUUGCUGGCUGGUGUAUGUGUUUAGAAUGGGACUCGCUGAAGGUCCAGUCAAAGAAAAAGACAGUUAAGGAUGCAGGAGCCCAACAAUGGAUUUCUCCUUCUCUUUCAUGCAAGGGAUCAUGGGAAAUACAAUUCAGCAACCCCCUCAGCUCAUUGACUCCGCCAACAUCAGACAGGAAGGCACCUGCGACACCGGCAGUGAUCCAGGCGAGGAUGGUGGUCCCUCCUACGAUGCUGCCCUUGAUGCAGAGUUCUCCUACCCGCCGUCCGCCUCGGAGGACAUGUCGCAGGUCUCCAACGGCUACCCCCCCGGUCUGGGCAUGUACGAGCCGCAGUCCAAGUUCUCCAUGUACUCGCAGUUCCCCAACGGCUCGGCUAAUGGCUACGGGGCCAUACGGAGCUACGCAGACCACGGUCUCCUGCCGGGGGAGGGGACGGUCCUGAGAGGCCCAGGUCUUCAGGAACGACCUUUGUCUCCUGUGUCCCCCCCUCUGCCCACACAUCACCCACACCUCCAUCAUCACCACCACCACCAUACCCCUCAUCUCCAGCACCACGCUCACCUCUUUCACUCGAACCCGCCUCUUUUACAGAACCACCCCCACCCACAGAGUCCCCCGCCGCCCCCUCUGCCCUCCCAGCACCACAUGCCCCAUACGCCUCACAUCAUGACCCACACUCUCCCACCUCCUCCCCCAUUAAUCCUGCCUUCCUCCAGUCCGCCCCCCUCCCUUGUGGACAGUACCCCUUCUUCUCAGCCCUCCCUCAUCCUGUCCAACACUCCUGGGGGCGUGCUGAAGAAGACCAGCUCUCCAGAGAUCAAGCUGAAGAUCAUUAAGACGUAUCAGAAUGGGAAAGAGCUGUUUGAGUCUGCGCUGUGUGGAGACCUGCUGCAAGAGCUGCAGAAUGAGUCUCAGAAGAGCGAGGCCACUCAGAUGCAGCGCAGACAUGAGAGGAAGAAGGAGAAGAGGAAAAAGAGUGCGCGGCUGCAGCUGCUGGUCCAGGAUCAGGAACAGAACCUGGAACAGAGCCAAGCACAGUCAGGUCCCACAGAGCAGACGGAGGACAUCCACAUGGAGCCCCCGCCCACAGAAACACCCCCAGCCCAGACACAGAAGCCUCAGAAGACCGUCAUCAAAACUGAACCAAAGAUGCCCAAGGUUCCGAAGGUCCAUCAUCCAUCAGUUAUCCAAGAGACGGGCUUCUGUAAGGAGUUUGUGAUCGGAGAUCUGGUGUGGUCCAAGGUGGGCACCUACCCUUGGUGGCCCUGCAUGAUCUCCUCUGACCCGCAGAUGAAGGUCCACACCCGUAUCAACACCAGAGGUCACAGAGAGUAUCACGUCCAGUUCUUUGGCAGUGUCGCUGAGCGAGCAUGGAUCCAUGAGAAGAGGAUAGUCCUGUACCAGGGGAAGAAACAGUAUGAAGACCUUCAGGCUGACACUCUGCGAAAAGCCACAAAUCCUGUAGAGAAACACAAACUUCUGAAGCCCAUCCCUCAGCGGGAGCGUUCUCAGUGGGAGGUGGGUGUGGGCCACGCCGAGGAUGCCCUCCUGAUGUCGCGGCAGGAGCGAACUGACAACUACACCUUCAUCUAUGUUGACCCAGAUCCUCAUGAAGGCACGUCCAGCAGGAAACCCACCUACAGAGCUGAGAAACGAAACCGGCGCUCCAGCGGUUCAAUCAGUAAGAAGGAAGAGGGAGCGGUAAAGUCACCAGAAAGAGAGCAGCCGACUCGACGGCUGCUGCCACGCAGACAGUGUAGUGUUUCAAACACAGAAGACCACACAAAAUCCCCGGCCUCAAAUGAGGAGAAGAACCAGAGGGACGACCAGCGUAAGAGCAGCUCCCCGAAGCAGAACGAUGAGCGGCAGGAGUCGCCGCCACCAGUGAGGGCCUGGAAAACAGCCGCUGCCAGGAAGCUGCUGCCUCUCUCCAUCACCAUGAAGAGGCUGAACGUGGAGAUCACAAAGUGCGAUUGGCCUCUCCUGCAGAAAAAAGCAGCUCCAUCUCCCAAAAAAGAGCAAGUCGUCAUCGUCGAAGAAGAAGAAGAAGAAGAGGAGGAAGAGGAGGAAGAAGAAGAAGAAGAGGAAGACGAAGAAGAAGAAGAAGAGAAGGAGGAGAUAGUGGAGGGAGAGGCCCGGCAGCCUGACCUGGGUUACUGCUCACCGGAGGACAGCAGAGCUAAACCUGAGCCCAGUCCGGAGGAGGAGGAAGAAGGGGACGAAGGGGAGGAGGAGGGGGAGGAGGAGAGGAGAGAAUCCCCCGCCAGUCGGAGGAGUGAGGAGGGAGGAACGCAGCAGACCUCCUCUCCUGGAUCACACCACAGCAGUCCACAUGGUUCUCAGGAGCGGAAGCUGCAGCGGCGGUCGGUCAGAAGCAGGUCCGAGUCGGAGAGAUCCAACGAUCCCGUCCCCAAGAAGAAAACCAAAAAAGAGCAGGCUGAGAUGGCUCCUGAGGCGACACUGAGGACAGGUUCACAGAAAGGAGCCAGUGAGAUCUCAGACGCCUGCAAACCUCUGAAAAAGCGAAGCAGAGCGUCGACAGAUGUGGAGAUGACUUCUUCUCAGUACAGAGACACGUCUGACUCUGACUCCAGAGGCCUCAACGACCCACAGGGUUUAUUUGGGAAAAGUCUUGACAGUCCAGCAGCAGCCGAUGCAGACGCCUCAGACACUCAGUCUGUGGACUCCGGCUUGUCCCGCCAGGACAGCAGCACCGGCAAGAGAGACACCGUCUGCCAGAUCUGCGAGGUGUACGGAGAGGGUUUGGUGGUGUGUGAAGGGGACUGUGGCCGACAGUUUCACCUGGACUGUCUCGGUCUGACGUCCCUACCUGAAGGCAGGUUCACCUGCUUGGAAUGCAGAAAUGGCAAUCAUUCUUGUUUUAGCUGUAAAGCGGCGGGCCAGGAGGUGACGCGCUGCUCCGUGUCUGGCUGUGGUUGUUAUUACCACGAGGAUUGUGUGCGUAAACUCCCGGGCACCACCAUCAGCUCGGAAGGGGGCUUCUGCUGCCCUCAGCACAGCUGCUCUACCUGCUGCUUGGAGAGAGACCUCCAGCGGGCGAGUAAAGGUCGUCUGAUGCGCUGUAUCCGCUGUCCGGUUGCCUAUCACACGGGAGACGGCUGCGUGGCGGCAGGCAGCGUCGCCCUCACCCAUCACAUCAUGAUCUGCAGCAGCCACGGCAGCACCAAGAAGAACGGCCUCCUCUCGUCCCCUAUCAACGUGGGUUGGUGCUUCCUGUGUGCCAGAGGGCUGUUAGUGCAAGACCUUACUGACACCAUAUUAAGUUCAUAUGCCUAUAAGUCCCACUACCUUCUGACUGAGUCAAAUCGUGCUGAGUUGAAAUUACCUAUGAUUCCCUCUCCUUCGUCAGCUACCAAAAAGAAUGUUGGGAAAGGAGGCAAGUUGCUGUGCUGCGACACAUGCCCGGCUUCCUUCCACCCGGAGUGUCUGGAGAUGGAGACGCCGGAGGGGGCGUGGUCCUGCAGUGAUUGCAGGGCGGGGAAGAAGCCUCACUACAAACAGAUUGUCUGGGUCAAACUGGGCAACUACAGGUGGUGGCCCGCGGAGAUUUGCAACCCUCGCCUGGUGCCAUCAAACAUUCAGAGCCUGCGUCACGAUGUUGGAGACUUCCCCGUCUUCUUCUUUGGCUCCCACGACUACUACUGGAUCAACCAGGGCCGCGUCUUCCCCUACGUGGAGAAUGACAAGAACUUUGUCACGGGUCAGAUCAACAUCAACAAAACCUUCAAGAAAGCUCUGGAAGAAGCUGCCCGGCGGUUCCAGGAGCUAAAGGCCCAGAGGGAGAGCAAGGAGGCUCUAGAGCAGGAACGCAACUCUCGCAAACCUCCCCCCUACAAACUCAUCAAGUCCAACAAACCAGUGGGGAAAGUGCAGGUGCACGUAGCUGAUUUGUCAGAAAUCCAACGAUGCAACUGCAGACCGACAGACGAGCAUCCGUGCAGCCUCCACUCUCAGUGUCUCAACCGCAUGUUGCAGUACGAGUGUCAUCCACAGGUGUGUCCUGCAGGUGAGAGCUGUGAGAACCAGUGUUUCUCCAAGCGGCUGUACGCAGAGACGGAGGUGAUACAGACGGACGGCCGCGGCUGGGGCCUCAGCACCAACCAGGCUCUCAGGAAGGGUGACUUUGUCACAGAGUAUGUAGGAGAGGUGAUUGACUCAGAGGAGUGCCAGCAGCGAAUCAAACGCGCCCAUGAAAAUCACGUGGCCGACUUUUACAUGCUCACCCUCACCAAGGACCGUGUGAUCGAUGCUGGCCCGAAAGGGAACCCGGCUCGGUUUAUGAACCACAGCUGCAGUCCAAACUGUGAGACACAGAAGUGGACGGUAAACGGAGACGUUCGCAUAGGACUCUUCACCCUCUGUGACAUCGAGGCCCAAACAGAGCUGACGUUCAACUACAACCUGCACUGUGUGGGCAACAGGAGGUCGUCCUGUCACUGCGGCUCAGAAAACUGCUCGGGGUUCCUCGGGGUGCAGCCAACGAGUGCUGUGGUGAUGGAGAAAGAGGAGAAGGCCAGGAAUGCCAAGCUGAAGCCGAAGAAGCGGAGGCUGCGUCCGGAGAGCAAACACUGCCACGAAUACUUCUGCUUCUGCUGCGGAGAGGGAGGCGAGCUGGUGAUGUGUGACAGGAAGGAGUGUCCCAAAGCAUACCAUCUGCACUGUCUCAACCUCAACAAGCCUCCUUACGGACGUUGGGAAUGUCCGUGGCACGACUGCAGUGUGUGCGGCGCCCCGGCAUCGUCUCUGUGUGACUUCUGCCCUCGCUCGUUCUGCCGGGAGCACGAGGAGGGGGCGCUCACCUCCUCCUCCCUCGAAGGCCGUCCCUGUUGCUCCAGUCACAACCCCGCCAGUCCCCUGGGCUCCAACUCCAGUCUGACCCUCCCCCGCCGCUCCGCCCUGAGCCCCGUCAGCGUCAAGGAGGAGCCGGAGGAGGGCGAGCCGGCUUCAGAGUGACACCUCAGCCCCCUCAAUACCUCAUCCCCCUGAAAAGUGCGCUCCUGGGCUCUGAUCCCCCUCUGUCCCGAAGCAGUGACCAAAGGGAUACAGUGAUUUUUUUUGACCAGUGCGAUGGGUGAGUCGAUGAACAGCUCCACGCCGUCAGUGGCAGGCAGAGCGAUUGGAGAGGACCAUCAUGAUGCGCCCGUUCCCCUCCUCCCUAGCCAGAAAACACCUCUCACACUCUCUACAGCUCUCCUCCGCCCAUCAGAGGGCCACCACCUCAUUACGUGUUACAGCUGUUGAAAUAGAAAAUGUUAUCACAUCGUCAAAUACGGCACCUUGCAGAAACUCAAAGAGCUCUGUGGAGGGAGGGGUGGAGAGAGGAGGGGUAGGGAGGAAGAGGAGGAGUGUGAAGCUGCUCCUUGUUCACCUACUGUAAGCCGUGAUCGGCGUCUCCCACAAACCUCCCCCUCCCCCCACCCCCACAGCCGAUCAUCACUCCAGACGUCAUCGCUAUUAUCUCUUCUUCUUCUUCCUGGAGGAAAAAAAAAAGGAGGAAAUGAUAGAUUUUGUGCAAUUCUUUUCAAAUACACUACAUUCCAACCUUCUUUAGACAUGGUUUCAAUAUACUAAUGGAUAUAGAUGAAUAUAAGUAUAUACAGUAUCUAUGUUUGUUAAUGUUUACAGACAGAUUCUCUCACUUCAUCUCGGUGAGUGGUUGUAUUAUGUUUGUUUGUUUAGGUGUUAAACAUUACGCAGACCUCCUUGUGAAAAUAGUCCUAUUAAGGUGAAAUAUAAUGGUGUAUAGUGUAAUGGUAUGACAUUACAGAAGUACUUGUGAUUUUCAUAUUGCCAGUCUCACUCGCCAUUGUGUACAUAAUUGGCUCAUAAUAUUGUAAAGUACAUAAAGAUCAGGAGGGACGGAGCCUCGCCUCUGGUUGUUCCUGGAAGAAGGAAACGCUUUUUUAAAACAACUAGACAAAUCCUUUUUAUUUUGUUUUUUCGAUAAAGUUCAGUCCCCUCAUUUCCUCCGAGCAGUUAUUUGUAUUGUAGAUGGAGGGGCUCAGCUUGUGAUCACUGGUGCUGUCUAAGUAUUGUUAUCAGCCUUAAGCUUGGUUCUGGCUGUAGAAAGUGCUGCCCAGAGUGCAGUCCAUUUCAGUAACGUCGUGUACUGUGACCGCUUAGAUGCUUAUUUUUUUUGUUUCUGUUUUUUAUUUUGCCAAACCUUUCUGAAAAAGCACUUUUACACAGCUUGUCGCUACACAAUUUAGCUAGGUCAUACAUAUACAGAAAUGUAUAUCAAAAGAACAUAAGACAAGUGUUUCAAAAUGGAUACCUCUUCUUCUUGUAGUAACGUCGGAAUUAAAACUGUGUUGUAACUUUUUUUCCUCUCGGUCAGAAACGUUGUGAGUUGCUGGAAAGGGUUUUUUGAAGUCUUUGAGCAGAGUGGCCUAAAUGAUGCUGCUUUCUUUUGGCACAAGUAGGAAAGACUGCCAGCAGAAACUGCUUUGGACAGAAAUCGACGGUGUCCGUGAGAGGCACAUUUGCAUUUUCCACCUGGAAAACAUCCUAAAGGCUGGCUGUUAUCUAGAGACGUAAUGGUAUGACAACAGUCCGGUCCAGUACGAUGUACAAAUACAAACUUCUGUACAGUGUUUCUAAAUCUCCAUCUGUCAAAUCAAAAUGUUUUGUAUUUAUUGCACCACAUUUUAUACCAGUUUCAUUUUCAAUCACCAGUGCAGUACUUUGUCUCGCUCUCGACCACGGUGUAAGUGAAAUAGACUAUUUAAAAAAACCAUGGGGAGUUUUACAUUAUAUAUCUGUGUUUGAUCAUUGCAUAUGUUCUCUGUUAUUUUACAUUUGGUGUAAUGAUUCCACACUUUGGUAACAGCCGCUGCUCAUCGCCCUGUACCGCGACUCACUGUAAUUAGUGUUAAAAGCAGUGUGAAGCAGUUAAAUAUGGGAAUGUCAAGUUUCAGUUCAGUUUGUGUGUUCUUUAAAGCCUGGACUUAAGGAACGGUAAACUUGAUCACAGCCUUUUGCUUGUGAUUCUGUUUGUUGUAUGUUCUGCCCUUAAUACUCUUUAUUUCUUCUUAAGCCUCCCGACGAGCCACAGGGAGAAACUGUGCCAAUUUAUCUAAAACAUUUCAGUUCAUUCAGGGUCUUCUCGAGUGCAGGGAGUUUAUUCACUCAGUCUCCAGUUUAUUUGGCACACGGAGUUUAAAAUAAUAGUCUUACACAACUGUCAAUGCAAUAAAUCUACCUUCAUGCACAUUAUAAUGUUCAGUUUGGGUUAAAAGCCAGUUUAUAAAGGUGUUGAUUAAACUGAAUGAUCCUUUUGGAAGAUGUUGUUUGUGCUAAUGUUGAGUUUUUACUCACUGGUGUUUGUAAUAGGUCUUCUACUCUCAUUUAUUCAAACCUAAACGAAACACAAAAUGAAAUGACUCUUCUGUGUAUAAUGCAAUACGGUUUAACAGCACCACAUCAUUCAAAAUGAUCCCUUUAUCUAUUCAACAUCUCGUAAAAGGUUUUUAACAACAACGGAACAUUAUAACCUUUAUGAAGCUGGGGUUUAUUGCAUUGACCGUUGUAUUCGACUGCAUUAGUUUUAUCUCUGUGUGCCUAAUCGUGUGAGUGCCAAUUGUGAGGAAAAAAGCCGAAGGAAAGGGUGAAUAGGGAGCCAUUGAAUGCAGAACAAUGAGACAAUUAUAAGCAUGAUUUAUGCUAGAAAUAUGAUACAUAUUUAAUCCUACACAGUGAAGAUCAAACACUUAAGUACCAUUUAGCAAGACACAUUUGAGUUUAGAAGGACUUUAAUAUGCUAAACAUAUGCAAAUAAUUAAUUACACAUAGGCACUAAUCUUGGGGAAAAAGCACAUAAAAAAAGCUCAAACUUCCUUCCUGCAUCUUCAAUGCCUUUAAAUGACAAUGUGUUACAUUUAUAUUCAAAUUCUCUCCCGCUUCUGCAUUCAACCGCUGCUUUUCUUUUGUCUUCCUGUUAUUAUUUACCCUUUUUAGGAAGCCUUUUUUUUGUCAAUUUCUGAGAAAGAGAUUAAACUUGCUUAUUACUUGCUGGUCCUAAAUGUGAGAGGGAUGCAUUUUUGUUUAGGAAAUGGUCCAAAUGUUCAGUAUCAGGUUGGUGCGUCAUUAGGCUCAGUUAAUUUAAUAACUCAAAUCGGUCUGUGUGUCUAAACUUGAAUAUCCUUUUUAUUUAUUGAUGCAUUUUAUUUUUCUGUUUUAUAUUCAGAACGCAGGCAUCCUUGACUUUUGUGUUUGUGUCUUCAGAGAAAAUGUCUGACUGAUAAGUUGUGAUUAUAUAACUGGUCUUAAAGCCCUUUUUAUUUUCAAAGUGACAGUUCAGCUGAUGGCAUGCUUCAAACAUCAGACACUGGUUUAAUCCACUUCAGUUGGAACAUCUUUAAAUGCCUGAUUUGAAUAACUAAUGUUUGGUUUUUCUGUUCCUUUAUUUGUUUUUUACCAUGUUGCACAGCGCAACAGCCUUUCUUUGUUUGCACCUGCAGAUCGCACGAUCAUAAUUACUUUGUGCCAGUUUGUCUCUUCUGCCCUUUGAGCUGACGCAGCAGUGUUACCUUUGCUCCACUUAAGUGUCCCAGCGCGCAUCGUUUCAUUCUCUUAAAAUAAUCUCUGAAGUUUUGUUGGUUUAUCGUCAUAGUAGUGCCCACAUUAGUUUUUUAAAGAGAUAGCAUGUUUGUCUGAUUUAUGUGGCCCCUUAAUACGCCUAAAAGGAUUUUUCUAAGUGUCCAGGAUUGAUAUUAUUUUUUUAUAUACACUUACAUUUAAGAUGCCCCCCACUUAUGUAUGUCAAAGGCUAUGUUUCAGUUCACUGUGACGUCUUUUGUUUUUUUGUGCAAUGUUGCAGACUUUCUCUUUUAAUUGACAUGCUGUCGAAGGAGAAAAUAGUGUUUGAAUAAAUAAUAAAAUCACUUUCAUAAGCACUCAUCUCUUUUUUACUUGUAGUAAAAUUACUUACGGUAACUCUAACUGGGGUCAUAUCUAUCUCUCUUGGUGUUGCUUCAAUACAAAUGUGGAUGAACACAAAAUACCAUGUUGAUUACUGUUCGACCUGUGUUACUGCAUACUGCAUAUUGUUGAAGAACUUGUAAAUAGUUUGCAUUGAACUUGCAUAGAAUCAUGUUACUGUGGCGUGCUCUUUUUGCCUGUAAAAUUCUGCUUCUAAAUGUGUGUGACUGUUGAGACGACACUCUUUUUGUACAUGACUGUCUUUUUAUUUGAGAAUAUUGAUUCUGUCCUUUUUCAUUCUAAAGUUGAGUUUGAAGAGUUCAGACAUGCCUGAAGUUUGACUUUAAUAAAACUGUACUCUGUCUCAGUGAACACUC
Messenger RNA from Notothenia coriiceps (black rockcod), 9500 nucleotides. RefSeq names its product nuclear receptor binding SET domain protein 3 (gene nsd3). The coding region runs from base 268 to 5157 and encodes 1629 amino acids. The record is from RefSeq and is a predicted model, not a curated record. Gene Ontology annotation, cellular component: nucleus. NCBI's taxonomy places the organism in Eukaryota, Metazoa, Chordata, Actinopteri, Perciformes, Nototheniidae. The transcript is spliced from 25 exons. Gene Ontology annotation, molecular function: histone methyltransferase activity; protein binding.